Messenger RNA from Medioppia subpectinata, 1693 nucleotides. The record is from the annotation of a GenBank genome assembly. Lineage: Eukaryota; Metazoa; Arthropoda; Arachnida; Sarcoptiformes; Oppiidae.
UUACGCGAGUCAUAUCUACGAACAAAGAGCUGGUUUUCAUAGCGGGGCUCCGGGAAUGAGUCCGGGAAUGGCUCCGGGAAUGGCUCCUGGAAUGGCCAGUCCUACCGAACCAUUAUAUAGUGGAGGGUAUCAGCCGUGGGCUAACACAUAUCAAACUCAAGGCCGAGACCAUCACAGGGGAGGCUUUUCUUAUGAUGAAUACGGUCCGGGAGGCUAUACAUCCUCUCGACGAACAUUCAACGCUAACUACGGAACUGCCAAUCGUUAUCCGGGUUAUGGAGUUCCUCCUUAUGGCUCAUUCAGUCAACAAACGCAAACACAUACUAGUUAUCCAAUCAGCACAAGUGGGGGUACGAGUGGUGGCACUGGUGGAGGGCAACCGCCUAUAGUCCAACCGCCACACAAUCCGCCCACUUAUGGCAUCCCUUAUAGUGUGGGUUCGAGUGGAUCUUACAAUUCAAUCCCAGCCCCAUAUCCGCCCCAAAAGGGCACAGAUCUAUGCAAAUACUCUUCGGGCGCAUCGACUCCUCCGGGCGCUCCCGUCUCGGCUCGCUUUUCAAGAAUUGGUUUUAGUUCACGACUUCGGAGUCAAUACGUGUUUAAAGUGGUUCGCGCCGACAGAAUAGAGGACUGCGAGCGCGCCUGUACUGAGACCAGAGAUUUUGUUUGCAAAUCAUUUAACUUUAGGGCAUUUUUUCCCGAUAAUUGCGAAUUAAGUCAUUUCGAUUCAAAAGAGUUUAAAUACGAUAAUCCGACUUAUUUUGAGCACAAUUCGCAAUACGAUUAUUACGAGCGCUCAGACCUGGCGGCCGGAGGAGGCGGUACUGCCGGCACUGCCAACGCAGCCGACUGUAUGGAAGUGACCCAAACCUGUACUCCGGAAGGCAUGGAGUUUAGUUUGCGUACAUCUGAGGCCUUUUACGGCCGUAUCUAUACCUACGGUUUCUAUGAUUCGUGUUUUUUCGAUGGCAACGGAGGCACCACUAGUGUCCUUAGGAUCAGUCGCACGAAUGGCUUUCCCAGGUGUGGGACUCAACAGUACGGCGACGCCAUGACCAACAUUGUUGUCGUUCAGUUCAAUGAUUACGUACAGACCAGUCGUGACAAGAAGUAUAAUCUGACGUGUUUUUUCUCAGGACCCGGAGAAGCGGUCGUCACUUCUAACUAUUUGGAUACUAAAACUGAUGGGCGACACCCGACACAGAUCGAGCACUUGCCCGCACAGAACAUACUCACCUCUAAUGUGGUGCUCAGAGUUUUAUACAGAGGAACGCCGACCAACACUAUAGUUGUGGGCGAUCUCUUGACUUUCCUCAAGAGAUCGCCCACAACUAUAGUGUUGGUCGGCGUUCCUCUGUAUAAAACUCUGAGCACCACAUUAGAGGUGAAAGUGACGACCGCUUCUCCGGGUCCUGAGAAAAAACACGUCAAAUUAUACUUCUUGUCACGACUGGUCUGCACUCCCACACCGGGGAAAGCCAUUCGUGCGACUGAUCCUAAGGACACUAGUGGUGCCUCCGUUGCCAUCGAAAAAACACGAAUCAUAGAAACCAUAGGUAUAGAUACGGCCGUAAAAGGCCUCAGAUGUACGCAAACUAAACUCCAUGCCUUCCGGAGUACAGGUUUGGGUCACUUCCAUGCAGUCGGCGGCGUUGGCAGUGCCGGCAGUACCGCCUCCUCCGGCCGCCAGGUC